UGUGUGUGUGUGUGUGUGUGUGUGUGUGUGUGUGUGUGUGUGUGUGGCGGGGGGAGGCACACACUGAAUGAAGCUCCUGGUGUGUUAAACUCUUGUUGGUAAACUGAGCCCAGAUCAACACAAAGCCUCGGUCAUCAGAGCCACUUCAGCUGCAGGAGCAGUGGUCUCAGACGGUGGAGCAGGGGUCUCAGACGGUGGAGCAGGGGUCUCAGACGGUGGUCCUGUGUUCUUCUGAACUGAGGAGUUUUAUGGAGCAGAUCCCAAAUGCUCACCUGACUACAGCCGAAUCAUCAACCAGAGGCAUUUUAAUCGAAUCCUGAGCCUGAUGGAGGGCUACACCCCCGUGGUGGGGGGGCAGAGUGACUCCUCACAGUGCUACAUUGCCCCCACAGUGCUGAAGGACGUGCCCCCCCACUCCAGACUGAUGCAGGAGGAGAUCUUCGGUCCUCUGCUGCCCAUAGUGGCUGUGAGCGACAUGGACGAUGCCAUUCAGUUCAUCAACGAGAGAGAGAAACCCCUGGCCCUCUACAUCUUCUGCUCAGACAAGAAGGCAGUGAAACGGAUGAUUGAGGAGACCACAAGUGGAGGAGUGACAGUUAAUGAUGUCAUGAUGCACUACACACUCAGCUCUCUCCCCUUCGGUGGAGUUGGUCAGAGCGGGACGGGCUCUUACCACGGGAAACACACCUUUGAGAGGUUGAGUCACCACAGAGCGUGCCUGGUGCGCUCUCUGAACAUGGAGCGAGUGAACUUGGCCCGAUAUCCUCCUCAGGACCGGCGGCGGGCUCGCAGGGCACGCGUGGCCCUCAGGUCCCCUCUGAUCGACACGUCUAAGAGRACUCUGAUCUGGGCUAUUGUUGCCACCAUCCUGGGCGUGGGUCUGUUCAUCGCUCUGCUGGUGAUCCUGCUCAUCGCUGCAGGACUCAACUGUACCUGCUGGUACUGGAGAGGCUUUUAUAACUAAAUACUGUUGAGAAGAACAAAGAGUCUGCUGCACUUUGAAACCCAUUUUAUAUUCAGAGUUUUCAGACUUGAAUCAGUACACAACCUGUUGAUCUAACUCUUUGUUUUGUGUUCAACACUAAAACACUUUUCAAACCUUAAGUUUCGGGGUUCUUCAUUUAUUCUAUGGAAAUAUUCACUCCCAUUCAUGUUUGCAUUAUUUUGUUGAAAAAUUAAAACAUUUGAACACAAAA
Molecule: messenger RNA, 1196 nt
Organism: Austrofundulus limnaeus
Lineage: Eukaryota; Metazoa; Chordata; Actinopteri; Cyprinodontiformes; Rivulidae
Product: aldehyde dehydrogenase, dimeric NADP-preferring
Biological process (GO): aldehyde metabolic process
Cellular component (GO): cytoplasm
Molecular function (GO): 3-chloroallyl aldehyde dehydrogenase activity; aldehyde dehydrogenase (NAD+) activity
Source: RefSeq, a predicted model, not a curated record